AUGGCAUCAAUUAUCAAGACACUGCGCCCUGCAGUUCAACGGGCAACGACAUACACGGCACGUUCAGCUGUUAGAACUGCUGUUAGAACUGCUGGAGCAAGAAGAAUAGGGCAGCAGCAUGCAAGACCUCUCUCAUCCACCGCCCGACGACGCAACGAAGCCGUCGAUAUCAGCGAAAUCCCUCCAACGCCCAUCACGCACCUUUCCGAAAUCGAAGCCGCAAUGGCCGACUCGGUCUCAAAAUUCGCUAACGAUAUUAUUGGACCCAAGGUGCGAGAGAUGGAUGAGAAGGAGUCGAUGGACCCUACUGUUGUAGAGCAGCUGUUUGAGCAGGGUCUCAUGGGCGUGGAGAUUCCCGAGGAGUACGGUGGUGCGGGAAUGAACUUCACAGCUGCUAUCGUGGGUAUUGAGGAGCUGGCUAGGGUGGAUCCGAGUGUAAGUGUUAUGGUGGAUGUACAUAAUACGCUGGUCAAUACGGCGGUGUUGAGGUAUGGGAGUGCGGAGUUGAAGAAGAAGUGGUUGCCAAGAUUAGCGACGAAUACUGUUGGCUCUUUCUGUCUCUCUGAACCCAUUUCAGGAUCAGAUGCUUUUGCUCUUGCCACCAAGGCUACCAAAACCGAUUCGGGAUAUAAGAUAUCGGGUGGCAAAAUGUGGAUCACCAACUCCAUGGAAGCUGAAUUCUUUAUUGUCUUUGCAAAUCUCGAUCACAGCAAAGGUUACAAAGGUAUCACAGCGUUUGUCGUUGAGAAAGGCACCAAGGGCUUCUCAAUAGCCAAGAAAGAGAAGAAGCUGGGUAUCAAGGCUAGCAGCACGUGCGUGCUGAACUUUGACGAUGUCGAAAUCCCAAGGGAGAAUCUACUAGGUGAAGAAGGACAGGGAUAUAAAUAUGCCAUCGCCUUGUUGAAUGAAGGACGAAUCGGCAUUGCCGCCCAAAUGACUGGUCUAGCACUCGGCGCUUUUGAAAACGCCGCAAAAUAUGUCUGGAACGAUCGAAAGCAAUUUGGCCAGCUGGUUGGCGAUUUCCAGGGAAUGCAGCACCAGAUUGCACAGUCGUAUACCGAAAUUGCUGCAGCCAGAGCUCUGGUAUACAACGCAGCGCGGAAGAAGGAAGCAGGCGAGGACUUUGUGCAAGAUGCUGCGAUGGCGAAGCUUUAUGCAUCACAAGUCGCCGGUAGAGUGAGUGGUCUUGCUAUUGAGUGGAUGGGCGGUAUGGGGUUCGUGAGAGAAGGUAUUGCAGAGAAGAUGUGGAGAGAUAGCAAGAUAGGAGCCAUUUACGAGGGGACCAGCAAUAUCCAGCUCACGACCAUCGCGAAGUUGUUGAAGAAGCAGUACUCGACGUCGUAG
Lachnellula hyalina is the source of this 1344-nucleotide messenger RNA. It is a transcript of the gene Acadsb, whose product is annotated as Short/branched chain specific acyl-CoA dehydrogenase, mitochondrial. Bases 1 to 1344 code for a protein of 447 amino acids. The record is from RefSeq and is a predicted model, not a curated record. The transcript is spliced from 4 exons. Gene Ontology annotation, cellular component: mitochondrion. Gene Ontology annotation, molecular function: flavin adenine dinucleotide binding; acyl-CoA dehydrogenase activity. Lineage: Eukaryota; Fungi; Ascomycota; Leotiomycetes; Helotiales; Lachnaceae.